AUGAAUAGUAAUAAAAAUGCCCUGGCAUCGGAUGCCUACAUCGAUGAAUCUGUUACAUUUGAGUCGUUUCAGUUAGAUCCCAGGUUGCUGCAAGCUGUAAAAGGAUCAGGUUUCCAUCAUCCUACACUGAUUCAAUCACAUGGUAUUCCAUUAGCUUUACAGCAAAAGAGAGAUGUUAUUGCAAAAGCAGCUACUGGUUCGGGUAAGACGUUAUCAUACCUAAUACCUGUUAUACAGACCAUUUUAGAUUACAAAGGAAGCGUAGCUUCAGAUGGAGUCAAUGAAAGUAAAACAUUGGGCAUAAUUUUAGUUCCAACAAGGGAACUGGCCCAGCAAGUAACAAAUGUGAUCGAGAAAAUGAUAUUGUACUGUACAAAGGAAAUCAGAUCUUUAAACGUUUCUGGUGACAUGUCAAAUGCAGUUUUGAACUCACUUCUUUUAGAAAAUCCAGAAAUUGUUGUUGCCACCCCAGCUAAAUUGAUGUCUUUGCUAGAAACGCAAACUAACGCAAUUUCUUUAAGUGAUUUAAAGUUCUUAGUGAUUGAUGAAGUCGAUUUGGUGCUAACAUUUGGCUACCAAGAAGAUUUGAAUAAAAUUGCAGAAUAUCUACCAUUAAAAAAAAAUUUACAAACUUUCCUAAUGAGUGCUACUUUGAACGAUGAUAUUCAGGAACUUAAACAGAAAUUUUGCCGUGCUCCAGCGAUCCUAAAGUUUAACGACGAUGAAAUCAAUAAGGAUAAAACUAAAUUAAUCCAAUACUACGUUAAAACCAAUGAAUUUGACAAGUUUUUACUCUGUUAUGUUAUUUUCAAGCUAGGUUUAAUCAAAGGUAAGAGUCUAGUCUUCGUAAAUGACAUUGAUAGAGGUUACAGACUAAAGUUAGUCCUGGAGCAAUUUGGUAUAAAGUCGUGUAUUUUAAACAGUGAACUGCCCGCUAAUUCAAGACAGCACAUCGUUGACCAGUUCAAUAAAAACGUAUACCAUUUGCUUAUUGCUACUGAUGACACAGAAUAUAUCAAAGAAGAAGAUGAGGGAAUUGAGGAGAACAGAUUAGAAGAUAGUGUUGCAGAGGAAACUAAUGGAGGUAGCCAGAAAAAGAAACAAGUUCAGUCAAAGAAGGACAAAGAAUAUGGUGUUUCUCGUGGUGUAGAUUUCAAAAAUGUUGCAUGUGUUUUAAACUUCGAUUUACCAACAACUUCAAAAUCUUACGUACAUAGAAUCGGGAGAACUGCACGUGCAGGUAAAUCAGGCACUGCUAUAUCUUUUGUUGUUCCAUUGAAGGACUUUGGGAAGCAUAAACCCUCUACAUGCUCCACUGCCAAGCACGAUGAAAAGAUAUUUUCACGUAUUGUGAAGCAACAAGCUAAGUUAGGUUUGGAAUUAUUGCCUUACUCAUUUGAUCCAAAACAAAUUGAAGGUUUCCGUUACAGAAUGGAAGAUGGUUUCCGUGCUGUUACGCAGGUGGCUGUCAGAGAAGCAAGAAUCAAGGAACUGAAGGAAGAACUUCUAGCAAGUGAAAAAUUGAAAAGACAUUUCGAAGAAAAUCCAAAAGAGUUACAAAGUUUAAGACACGACAAAGAGCUCCAUCCUAUGAGAAUUCAGCAACAUUUAAAACGUGUUCCUGAAUAUCUAUUACCUGAAGCUGCUAGAAAAAGCUCUGGCAAGAAGGUAGGUUUUGUACCAUUUCAUAACCCAAAGAAAGGUCGUCCUCACAAAAAAGGGAAGGUAUCAAAGCGUAGGAAUGCUAAAUCUGAUCCUUUAAAGAACUUCAAGUAA
Messenger RNA from Kazachstania africana CBS 2517, 1776 nucleotides. It is a transcript of the gene DBP9, whose product is annotated as ATP-dependent DNA/RNA helicase. Gene Ontology annotation, molecular function: RNA helicase activity; ATP binding; nucleic acid binding. The coding region runs from base 1 to 1776 and encodes 591 amino acids. The record is from RefSeq and is a predicted model, not a curated record. NCBI's taxonomy places the organism in Eukaryota, Fungi, Ascomycota, Saccharomycetes, Saccharomycetales, Saccharomycetaceae. Gene Ontology annotation, cellular component: nucleolus. The transcript has a single exon.